This is a messenger RNA of Echinops telfairi (small Madagascar hedgehog), 3237 nucleotides long. RefSeq names its product transmembrane channel like 7 (gene TMC7). The coding region runs from base 56 to 2158 and encodes 700 amino acids. Gene Ontology annotation, cellular component: plasma membrane. The record is from RefSeq and is a predicted model, not a curated record. The transcript has 16 exons. Lineage: Eukaryota; Metazoa; Chordata; Mammalia; Afrosoricida; Tenrecidae. Gene Ontology annotation, molecular function: mechanosensitive monoatomic ion channel activity.
CCACGCCGUGGGCAGACCUUGCAAGCAGCCCUUCCUCCAGCCAGAGAAUCCCUCUAUGGACUCCAUCGGCCUCUGUUCUCCGCCUGUGAACUUCCUGCAAGAACUGCCCAGCUACCAGUCCACGGCACGCCGGAGGACCGCCGUCCCUGGCCGAGAAAAGCCAAGUGGCACUUUGCUGAAACCAACCGACUCUUACAGGUUCCCUUUGCAGGCAGACAUCACUGAGAACCUCACCAACCAGUCCAUCCGAAAGUAUGCUCUGAACAUCUCGGAUAAGCGGAGACUAAGGGACAUUCAGGAGACGCAAAUGAAGUAUUUAUCUGAGUGGGACCAGUGGAAACAGUACAGCAGCAAGUCUUGGAAGAGGUUUCGAGAGAAGGCUCACGAGUUUGCAACCCACCUGGAACUGUGGCGGGGAGACAUCCGCAGCAUAGAAGGGAAGUUUGGCACUGGAAUUCGAUCUUAUUUCUCCUUCCUGCGGUUCCUGGUGCUGCUGAAUUUGGUGAUGUUUCUGAUCAUCUUUAUGCUGGUGCUGCUCCCAGUCCUGCUAACCAAAUACAAGAUCACGAAUAGCAGUUUCAUGUUCAUCCCAGCCAAAGACAUAAAUAUACAGUGUACAGUGUAUCCAAUAAGCAGCUCUGGACUCGUUUACUUUUACAGUUAUAUCAUAGACCUGCUUUCGGGCACUGGUUUCUUGGAGGAUACCUCCCUCUUUUAUGGACAUUACACCAUUGAUGGGGUGAAAUUUCAGAACUUCACCUAUGACCUUCCUCUGGCUUAUUUGGUAAGCACAAUUGCUUACCUGGCCCUGAGCCUUCUUUGGAUCGUCAAAAGGUCUGUGGAAGGAUUCAAAGUCAACCUGAUUCGGAGCGAGGAUUACUUCCAGAGUUACUGCAACAAGAUCUUUGCCGGCUGGGACUUCUGCAUCACCAACCGCAGCAUGGCGGACCUGAAACACAGCAGCUUGCGGUACGAGCUCCGAGCCGACCUGGAGGAGGAGAGAAUACGCCAGAAGAUAGCGGAAAGGACCUCUGAAGAAACCAUACGGAUUUACUCUUUGCGACUGGUGUUGAACUGCCUGGUUCUGGCUGUUUUAGGGGCUUGCUUCUAUGGAAUCUAUAGAGCAACGACAUAUUCUCAAGAACACAUGAACAAAGAGAUUGACAAGAUGGUUUUUGGGGAGAACCUCCUGAUACUGUACCUACCAUCGAUUGUGAUCACGCUGGCCAAUUUUCUCACGCCAAUGAUCUUUGCCGUGAUCAUCCGCUACGAGGAUUACUCCCCAAGCUUUGAAAUCCGUUUGACAAUCCUGAGGUGUGUCUUCAUGCGAUUGGCCACCAUCUGCGUGCUGGUGUUCACCCUGGGCUCCAAGAUCACUUCCUGUGACAACUCUUUUUGUAGUCUCUGCGGUUACAACCAGAAUCUCUACCCAUGCUGGGAGACCCAAGUUGGGCAGGAAAUGUACAAACUAAUGAUCUUCGACUUCAUCAUCAUCUUGGCGAUGACACUUUUUGUGGAUUUUCCUAGAAAGCUCCUGGUGACCUACUGCUCCUCCUGGAAGGUGAUUCAGUUCUGGGGACAGCAGGAGUUUGCCAUUCCUGGUAACGUCCUGGGGAUCGUGUAUGGGCAGACCAUUUGCUGGAUCGGAGCCUUUUUCUCACCACUUAUCCCUGCAAUUACAACCAUCAAAUUCAUCAUCAUCUUUUAUGUGAAAGAGCUGAGCCUUGUCUACAACUGUAGACCCUCGCCGAGGCAGUUCCGAGCGUCCAAUUCUAAUUUCUUCUUCCUGUUGGUGCUGUUGAUUGGGCUGUGCUUGGCCAUCAUACCUCUGACCAUCAGCCUGUCACGCAUCCCUUCCUCCAAAGCCUGCGGGCCCUUCACCAACUUCAACACCUCCUGGGAGGUCGUCGCCCAGACGGUGAGCACCUUCCCCAGGUCCCUGCAGUCGCUGGUCAACGGCAUCACGUCGGAGGCCUUCGCAGUGCCUUUCUUCAUGAUCAUCUGCCUCAUCAUGUUCUACUUCAUUGCGCUGGCCGGGGCACACAAGAAGGUGGUGGACCAGCUGCGAGAACAGCUGUCCCUGGAAAGUCGUGACAAACGUUAUCUAAUCCAGAAACUAACGGAAGCCCAAAAGGAUAUGAGGAACCGACUAGGCUGAUGCCGAAAAUGCUGACCUAUCUUGUGUAUAAGCAAGAUGACUGCUGACGUUUUAAAGCAUGUCUGCAUUUCCAACGGAAAAUUGAAAACGUAUUUUCUAGACUUCAGACUUGGCCAGUGUGUAGCAGUGUGGCCCAUCAUCCCUAAAGCAGGCUGAAAACCAAGUCCCCGGGUCACUCCCUGCACCUGGAAAGUGGUUACUAAGGCCUGCACCUUUGCAGUCCUAACGGAGAAGAGGACUUUUACGUUAGAAAGUUUUCUGGACUUGGCUUUUCAAAUUAACUGUUGAGCCAUCCAUUCGGGAGACUGGGUUCCUUCUUUUGAACCAGGUUACAGGGGCCAGGGCUGAGGACCACUCCUUAGGACCUAGCGAGUCUUUUGAGUGAUUCUGCUCACCAAACGUGAGGCUCGGUUUUGGAAGUGCAGGGUAACCCUUGACUGGUGAUGGUGAGGGCAGAUGAUGAGACAAUGGAGACGAUGGUUGUGAAAUUUCGGCUCCACGGCAGUAGUCAGAAAGAGAGAGAAGCCCAUUGCUGACAGUGUGGCUAAGCGGAUCUUGGAGAGCCAAGUAUAGCCUUUGGUGAAGAGCACUGUUUCAGGCCCUCAGCCAUAAUGUCCUGCCUUUCUAGCAGUUCAGUUGCCGCAGGCUCCUUACUUGGGGAAGGCUGCCUUGGCGGGCUGGGUGUCCACAAGCCAUGGUCGCUUUCUAGUCAUCCUUAGGAGCCAGGGUUUGUCUGUGUUUGGUCUUCCGGAUGCCCUGAAGGGCACUGGAGUGCCCAGCCUGCUGGAAGGGGGCUGGUUAAGUUGGGAGCUGUGGGUUCCUGUGCUCAAGAGUUUGGGGAGAUCAGACGGGCUGCUAUGGACAUGAACCAAGGUGCGCGGAAUGCUGGUCUCUUCCACAGACACAGACGGAGUCCCCAUGUAGAAGGCCAGCCGUUUGCUUCCCUGGCAUUGAUAAAUGCGCCUGCUUUUAUGAAACCUGUGGUGUCUCUCUUCAAAUGUCUGACACAAUAAGAAUCACACGUGUGCCGAGCACCGCAUCUGCAGCUUACCCGAAAUUGAUAACGCUGAACACUAGGU